This is a messenger RNA of Postia placenta MAD-698-R-SB12, 5558 nucleotides long. RefSeq lists its product as hypothetical. The transcript is spliced from 22 exons. Gene Ontology annotation, biological process: transmembrane transport; lipid transport. The record is from RefSeq and is a predicted model, not a curated record. Gene Ontology annotation, cellular component: intracellular membrane-bounded organelle; membrane. NCBI's taxonomy places the organism in Eukaryota, Fungi, Basidiomycota, Agaricomycetes, Polyporales, Adustoporiaceae. Gene Ontology annotation, molecular function: ATP hydrolysis activity; lipid carrier activity; ABC-type transporter activity. The coding region runs from base 1 to 5325 and encodes 1774 amino acids.
AUGGGCGCGAAUUUGAAGCUCUUCUGGAGGCAGUUUGCGGCACUCGUAUGGAAGAACUGGAUAGUGUUAUUGAAGCAUCCCUGGCUCAACAUUGUGAGAUGCGUUCUGCUUCCCAUCGGAUAUGGCAUCUUCCUCGCCGUCGCGCAACUAUUCCUCACUAAGCCCAAUAAUUAUGGCUUGGGUACUGCCAUUCCAGUGCCGAGUCUUAUAGACCAGUAUGAUGGUUCUAUGGCGUUGGUCUGGGCAGACGCUACGAAUGGUACCGGGAGCCCAUCCGCGCAGGACAUCAUCUCGCAUAUAACGCGCGAGUUCUCGUCCAAGCAGCUCGGCAACGUCAAGAAGGCCGCCUCUCCCGACGAUAUCCCACCUCUGUGUCCCGAGAACUUCAAUGGGUUUUCGGAGUGCUAUGCUGCCGUUGUCUUCAACUCUUUGCCCAUCGCUAAUGACGACAGCGAAGUGGCCCUGCAGCCGAUCAAUUAUACUCUCCGAGCCGAUGGUGGAUUGUACUACAUUAACGUGGCUAAACAUACCAGCAGCUACGAGGAGCGCGUCCUACCUUUGCAGUGGGCCGUCGACAGCGCUAUAAUCGAACUCACCACCGGUGUAGCUCCCGCAACACCUCUAGAAUGGCCAUUCACCCAGGAGACCAACACUGAGCAGUCUACCGACAUUCGUCUAAGUUACAUCCGCGGCCUGCGUACUUUACUGGUCCUAGCUCUAUUUGUAUGCUACGUCGGCAUCGCCUAUCAGCUACCCGGUGCGUUCACCGGUGAGCGCGCCAACCUCCUCACAGCGCACUUGAAGGCGAUGGGCCUAAUGGACUCGGCACGUAUUAUCUCGUGGCACGUCAGCAUCUCGCUCGUGUACCUCCCAGCUUGGAUCAUCGUCUCGCUCAUCUGGCACUAUCGCAUCUUCACUGCGACGAACGCCGGGCUCGUCCUUGUCAUCCAUCUCCUUCUGGGCCUAACGCUGGCAAGUUGGUCGUUCUUCGUGUCCGCGCCGUUUGGGAAGAGCCCGCAGCUAGCCGCAAUCGCAUCGACUGUACUUUCAAUCGUGUUCGCAAUCCUGGCGCUGGUCGACACACAUGCAAGCACAGGCGCAGCCUUCUUCUUCUCCAUCUUCUUCCCACCAGGGUUCUACAUAUUCGCCAUCAGAGCGGUUUGCGGCUUCGAGGCUCACCAGAUCGCUACUAAUGUACUCAAGCCGGAUCCCGAUAACAAUCUAAUUCUGCUGCCGCUCAUAUUUGCCGCUAUUAUUGACAUUUUCUUAUGGCCCUACAUGGGCAUACUCCUGGAGAGGCGACUGUACGAUGCUCAGAAUCCUUCAACUUCUUCAUGGCGCUUCUGGCGGAAGCGGCGGUCGUCGACGGAGGACAGCACGGUGCCGCUGUCUCCGGGUACCGCGAUCUCGAUACGCAAUCUCGGAAAGGACUUCCAAACAUCGAUGUUCAAGCGCGACAAGGGGCUUGUCACCGCGGUAGCCGACCUCAGUCUCGACAUACCGAAGACGGGAAUUUACGUCUUGCUCGGGUCAAACGGUGCUGGGAAGUCCACAACGAUGUCCAUUCUCGCCGGUCUGUUGGGCCGCACACGCGGCUCCGUCCUGUUCGAGGGUGGCGUCGAGCGGCCACCACUGGGAUCGAUCGGACUUGUACCACAGAAGAACGUGCUCUUCCCCGAGCUGACGUGCUACCAGACGCUGCGCGUAUGGCGCGCGAUCAAACCGCUUAAUGACUCCGCAGAAGAAGAGGACAUCGAACAAUUACUAAAGGACUGCGAUUUGGGAAAGAAGAUCCAUUAUAAUGCGAACGCGCUGAGUGGUGGGCAGAAAAGGAAGCUGCAGUUGGCGGUCGGGUUGGUCGGAGGUUCCAAGAUACUCCUGGUUGACGAGUGCACAUCCGGCGUAGACCCGCUAUCUCGGCGUGCACUGUGGAGAACGUUGACUUCUGUGCGGCACGACAGAACAGUUGUAUUCACUACACACUUCCUCGACGAAGCGGACCUACUCGCGGACACAAUUGCUGUGCUUGCAGCUCCUGGAAAACUGGUUGCGCAAGGCACCCCAGUAGCGCUCAAGUCCAGCCUUGGUGAAGGCUACACGGUACAAGUGUCUUUUUCCGGGAAUCAAGUUGGCGAAAAAGCUGGCAACGAGCCUUCGGAACUUCUUGAUCGAGUUCGCCCAUUGGCGCCGUCAACGUAUGUGACUUCAUCUGGGCCCAAUGAGGCAUCCUACCAUUUGAAGGCCAAGGACCCUGCGGCCGUGCACAAAGUGCUCGAGGUCAUGGAGUUGGAACGUAAAGCUAGCAGACUUGCGUCCUACUCCGUGCUCAGCACGUCCAUCGAGGACAUCUUCCUGGGCCUCAUGCACAGCAACCAAGACGCCGACUCGGAGAAAGCUGACAGGAAGUCUGCUGGCUCGACACUGCUACCUGUACUCUCACAUGGCAGCGCUCCGACACUGGAGCUGACCAGCGGCCGAAGGAGGUCCCCUCUCGGACAGGCAUUCACGAUAUUCCACAAACGAGCUCUCAUCGCGCGGAGAAGUUGGCUUACGCCCUUUUUGGCAGUGCUUGUCGCAGUAGCAGGUUCCUGCGUUCCUCUGUUUUUCAUCGCUGGACGUGCACGUCAAACCUGUGUGCAAACCUUCCAGCAGACAAGUAGCGUUCCGAUCUACUUGCCAUAUUCUCCUGUCAUCCUGGCAGGCGUGAACGAGACUACGCCCGGUACUCAAGUUCUGGAGUCGCCGCCCGGUAUCAUCUCUUCGCUUGGGUCAACUGUCAGCGCUGUUCCUGUGGAGAACAUUGCCGACAAUGCCACUUUCGUUAACACCAUUAGCCAAAACUUCCAGAACCUGUCUCUUGGAGGCGUAUCACUAGACCUGCAAUCCGGCCAAGCGCUAGUGGCAUGGGAAGCGACUCCGCCCGGCUUGACAGGGCUAGUGAUGCUGAACUUGGCAUCUAACCUGUUGUACAAUCAUGCCCUCAACUCGUCAGGGAAAAGCACCGGUGUGCCUCAGCUAAUCGCAGCAAACUACCAGGACUUCCCUGGAUUUGAUGCUGGCACUCUUGUCGCCCUUAAAUGGCUGGCAUUUUAUGGAGCUGCGAUGGCUGUGUUUCCCGCAUUCUUCUCCCUCUACGUCUCGAAAGAACGUCGGUCAUCCGUGCAGGCCAUGCAGUUGUCGAAUGGGCUAUCUAACACCGUCGGACUUUGGCUUGGGCACCUCAUGUUUGACUCGGUGUUCUCCGUGAUCAGCGCGAGCAUCAUAAUCAUCGUAUUUGCAGCUGCCUCUAACCAAUUCACGGGUCUUGGAUUCUUCUGGGUGGUCCUGGUCCUAUAUGGAAUCGUUGGCGCCUUGUUCUCGUACUGUGUUUCAUUAGUGGUCACCUCGCCCUUGGCCGCAUUUGCAGCGUCUGCAGGGUACCAGGUGAUCAUGUACAUUCUCUACCUAGCUGCCUUCCUCCUCACUCUCACUUAUGCGAAGACUGCCGCCGACAACUACGACCUUACACUCAUCCAUUUUACAAUGUCGAUUGCAUCUCCUGUUGCCAAUGCACUCCAAGCAUCAUUUGUGUCUGUUAAUCUUUUCUCCUUGCUGUGCGACGGUGAUCUCCCUGCAACCACGUCCUCAAUGGGUAAACUGACGCGGUACGGCGGCCCCAUUCUCUACCUCAUCGUCUACGCAUUCGUUCUCUUCGGCAUCCUUGUCUGGGUGGACUCCGGCUCCAUCCUGCCUCGCAGAAUCGCACCGCGCAAACGAUCCGCCCCCACUAACAAGGAUGGUGCCUCUGCCCCAGGCCGUGUAGGGCGACAGGACAUCGAUGAUGAGGCUGCAGCGGUAGCGGGCUCGGACGAUGCACUGCGCGUGCUCAAUGUUGUCAAGGCGUACGGCAGUCCGGACAAUAGGGUCGUUGACAACGUAAGCUUCGGCGUAGGCAAGGACACCAUGUUCGCCCUCCUAGGUCCGAACGGUGCUGGAAAGACAACCACGUUCAACAUGAUCCGUGGAGACGUCAUCCCGGACGAGGGCGACGUACUCAUCAAUGGCGUCUCGAUCGUGAACCAUCCACGCUCGGCCCGUCUAUCGUUGGGUGUCUGCCCGCAAUUCACUGCGAUUGACUCCGAGUUGACUGUGGAGGAGCAUCUCAUCAUCUACGGACGUCUGAAGGGUUUGUACCGCGGAGAAGAGUUGGAUCGCAACGUCAAAGCCCUCAUGCGCGCGACCUCUCUGGACAUAUACGCAGAUCGCUUAGCCAUCAGGUUGUCUGGAGGUAACCAGCGAAAGCUGGCAUUAGCGAUUGCGCUCAUCGGCAAUCCCUCGGUCGUCCUCAUCGACGAGUUCUCCACUGGUAUUGAUGCGAAGAUGAAGCGUGACAUGUGGGGGACGCUCCGCACGGUGGCCGUAGGGAAGGCAAUCGUUAUAACCACUCAUUCUAUGGAAGAGGCAUCUGCAUUGGCAAACAAGGUCGGCAUCCUCGCAAAGAAGAUGCUUGCCGUUGGCACGACCGAUCAGCUCGCCGAGCGUUACGCCACCUACGAGGUCCACUUCUCAUGUCGAACUCGAGAGGAAGUGAUUCGCGCCCAGGAGCUCAUGGCGCAUAUACCCGGGUCACGCAUGGCAGACGAUGUAGCGACGCGUUUCGAAGUUCCCAUUGGGAACGGUAUGUCGCUCGCGCACCUCUUCGGCGUGCUAUCUUCUCAGGAGGACUUCUCUGAGUACACGGUGGAGAGGGCCACCCUAGAGAGCGUGUUCUUGAAGGUAAUCAGGGAGAACGACGUGUUGGAGGAGGAUCGAGAAACGCGGAGACGACGGUGGAGGCAACCACACGUGCGUAGUCAACUCGUCGACGCCCCACCAUCGGUCAUGCCACAGGAAGCACCUGCGCCGGCCGCCGAUCCCAAGGUGGACGUGAACGAGGAAGAGGAGGAGGAAAGCGACGAAUACGAGGUAGAGGACUCGUCAGGGGAGGAGCAAGGCUUUGGCGAGGAAGAGGAAGAGGAAGAAGAGGAUGAGGAGGAUGAGGAAGCUGAGAACCCAGCUGGACCUAGCGGCAGCGGGAAAGCCAGUCUGACAGCCUUGUUGCUCCCUGGACAGAACAAUGCAGAUGACGCGAAUGGAGAAGACGACGAGGAAUUUGACCCGGAAGGGGAGACUAGUCCCACCAUCUCUAUCGCAGGCACGAAGCGGAGCCGAGAUGACGAGGACGACGAAGAACAGCCUGCCGCUCGGGUCACAGAGAGCGGCGAGCUCGAAGGCGACUACGGCGAAGUCGACGAGAACAGUGACAUCGUCACGAAGAGGGCGAGGACGUCUUCGGACGACUCCUGAGGUUUUGCGGUGACCGGCAAUUGUUACGCUUGACGCUGUUCCCAAUAACCCUAUAUAUACAUUGCGAACGAUUGGUAUCGUGUAUUCCCUACUGUAGCUCCUUCUCUUCCAAGUGGUCUCUUGUCUCGGUGUAAUCUUAUCGCGAACGUUCAGAACGAUGCCUACCUUACGACGUGCUUUGUAGCAUCUGACAAUUGAGCGCGACAAGACCAUGCAGACGCAAUCGGUCUAGC